UACUUGACAAGAAACUUUGUGAAUGGCGACCAGUUAACGACUACUGAACAAGGGAACGUAUUUCCUGAGUUAAAUAACUCAAUACAAAUCAUGGAUUCAGUUAAGACAGAGGCUGAAAAGCCUAGUGUUACCCUUCCUGCCCAAAAGAAGCCAAAGUUCGAUCAACUUCGAGCGGAUCACGAGAUGUUUCUCAAAGCGUUUGAGAAGCCGACACAGAUAUAUCGUUUUUUGAGGACGAGAAAUGCUGUUCAACCGGUGUAUUUGCACCGAACAUUGUCCUACAUGAAGCAUCUUAGAACACCAAGAAGACAACAUAGAAUGGAUUUCAAGGUGGAUAACAUGUUAGAGGUCGUAGAAAAAAGAGAAACGGAAGUGGAGAAUAAUAGCAAAUUAGAGGAGGGUGGCUACCUCAAUCUCACCUUCAGUAGCUUCUUCUUUGGAUCUGGUCCAGCCAAUGGUAACUUUACUGGAAGUAAAAAGAAAUCUAUGCUGGAGCAAGACCUUGUAAAUGCAGAAGUUUAUCUGGUCAAGAUAUCAAAUAAAAGGAAAAAGGAUAGCGAUGCUCACAUAGAUCAAACACUUCUUGGUAAGGUAGCCAUACCAUUCAAUCCCAACUCCCAACUGCUUCCAGCAUCUUCAUCUGGUAUCCUGUCAGUACCAAAUAGUAACUUUAAAGGAGCAAAAGGCUUCAGCAAGACAUUUAUCCUUACUAUCCAAAUAGCUGUUCCAUAUAAAGUACCUACCAAGGGUACUAAGAGAAGCAAAAAUGAUAAUAGCUCAGAUUCAAACGAUAUAGCAAACGGUAAUGAAAAACCAUACAAAGAAAACAGUGAACCUCCUGCUAAACGAGUAAGGAAUUCCAGCAUCGACGAACCUGCUGAAGAAGGCAAUAACUCCAAAAAGUCUGCAGACUUUGAAAUAGAAAAUAUGUUAUACACUGCUGAACUAAUUAUGUUCGAUAACAAGAGGAAUUGUUUGCUUACUGACGGGGACUAUGAGCUGGCAUUACAGGAAAAGUACAAGAGACCAGGAAGGAAGAGGGGGUUAUUGUCCAACAAAUCGUCUUGGGAAAAUAUCUUCAAAGGAAAUAUGGGUCCAUUUGAAGUCUUUGCAUAUGGCCCAACGAUUAAGUUCAAACUCUCAUGGUCCAGCGAUCCAGCCAUACCAUUAACACGACGACCAACAACCUUGCCGCUUAGGCCGACUCACACUAACCAGUCUACCGACAACAAUAAUACGACAGAAUCCAAUCGACAGCCUGCAGAGGAUGCUGGGAAUCCUAAAGAAGGGAAGAAACGACAAGUCAUUUAUUAUCAAUUUAUUUACAACAGUCAUACACGUCAGCAGACAGAAGCUCGGGACGAUUUUUUUUGUCCCUGGUGUUCUAUUAAUUGUAACGAAUUGUACAGCCUUCUAAAGCAUCUCAAACUAUGCCAUGGAAGAUUUAAAUUUACUUAUGCGCCUCACAACAAAGGUGCUUGCAUAGAUGUGUGUGUAAAUGAACACUAUGAUGGAUCAUAUGCCGGGAAACCUGAGGAAAUCAAUGACAUGAUGGGGUAUGCCUUCAGCCGUGAAGGCCCUUUGAAGCGAGUAUCCCAAACCCAGGUCUUACUCUGGAGACCGAGUCAAAGGAGAACAAGUUUGUCAGAGUUUUUAGAAACUGAUGACAUGGAAUACGAGACCAAUAGACCUUAUUAUAAUGGACACAAAAGAAUUUACUUCCAUUCAGCCACAACUUUACCUGGGUUUGCAGGUGAAGAUAAGGACAUGUCAGACAGCGAGGAGGAAGAAAAUCCAGAGUGGAUGAGGAUGAGAACAUUACAGAUGAUAGAUGAGUUCACUGAUGUUAAUGAAGGUGAAAAAGAACUGAUGAAACUAUGGAACAUCCACUUAAUGACAAACAGUUUUCAGUCUGACUCCCAAGUCUUCAAUGCCUGCUGUUGUUUUGUUGAAAACAAUGCCCAAGAAAUAGUCAAAAAGAACCUCAAAAGAAACUUAAUCCUGCAUCUAGUGAACUUAAAUGACUUUGAUCUGAUUAAUGGAGGCCAGAUACAACACAUCAUCACCAAGUUCCAUGAGAGAAUCUUUCAGCUUUCUCAACCAACUACUUCAGAGUAAAAACUUUGUUUAUCUGGGAUUAUUUUGGUUGAAAUGCAAAAUUUUUUUGGUUCCUUGAUCCAUACUAUCAUUGAAUAUUAUUUACAGUCAAAGGACAUGAAGUGUGCCCAUCUAGAAUGCACUAUUCAGUUCAUUAUUCGAUUUUUGACAUCAUUCUUCGUUUUUUUAAUAUUCCGUAAUUAUUUUCAAAAAUCAUGAAUGAAAUCCGAUUGCAAGGCUUAUCACAGGCUUUAGGGAAUUCUUUGCUUUUUGAUGUGAGAAAUAUUUGUGAACAAAUCAAUGACUUUCAAAUACCCACAUUUCCAUUCUGUUUUGCCGUGUUCAUAAUCUUUACAUCAAUUAACUGGAAUUUUGUCCUUUUUCGGCACCUUUUUCAUCGGUUUAAUUGAUCAAAUAAAUUUUUGAGCGAGUAAAAAAGUCUAAGCAAACAGGUAGAGCGUCAAUUUGAAUCGAAGCAUUAAAUAGCUAACACUUGUUUUCUGGGUUAAACUGGCUAUUUUUACUUCGCAAUCCUAAUAAGGUCACAAUCUCGCAUUCCUAACAUUGAUCAGCAACUGUAUAACGGUUAAUUCACGAUUUUUAAGUCUUUUUAACCAUUUGAGAUUUAAAAAAUAACGGAGUUAUCUAUUUUAUGUAUUGUGUUUAGACAUUUUGAUUGAUUUGAAGUUGUGAGGGUUUCGUUGUGAGAGACAAAUCUGCGCAAUCGCUGGCCCGUAAAAAUGAGACAGCCCAAAAACUUAUUUCCAAUCGUACAUUGAAGAAUUUCAACAAAAUCUAUUGUCUUUAAGAUCAUCAGCUCAAACAGAUUAACGUUUUUUUCUAUCAGUUAUGCUAUAAAGUAAUCUAAUCAAAUUUCCAAGUCUGGAUUUAAAUUUGAUUUCAUUCUUGGAAGAUUGGAACAACAAAAAAUAUUUUUAUGGAUUGAAUAAUGCAGUCUAGCUGGGCACACUUCAUGUCCUUUGACUGUAACUCGUAAAUAAUUCUUUGCUACACAUUUUUUAUGUCAUUAAUAUGCAUUUAAUGGUGUCAGGAAACUGGACUUAUAACGACACUUGAAAAUUACAGUAGGUUGAAGUUAGAUCAAACAUUUAGUUAUUGCACCUUAGUUGAUUUAUUUUGCCGAUAGAAGUGCCACUGUGUAUAUUUACUUUUUAUGGAAUUUGUUUUCCAUUGGUUGGAUAGUUUGAAGGUUGCAAAGGUCAUCUUUGUGGUUUCUUGUGAUGUACAACACAAGAGUCUAAUAAAUUCAACUCGGUACAGGAAUGAAUUCAUCAUCAUUUUUUCCCAUUUUGCGUGUUUCUGGCCUUCUUGGCAUGGCAGGAAUCUUGUGUCCUGCAGUCACAUAAAGUCAGGUGUCUUGAUCAUCAUUCUUCUAGCCUGUUGGGUGUCUAUACCCAUCAGGGAUUCAUUCCUAGUCCAUAACAUCCUUGAUGUUCUACUUUCAAACAAGAGUCUAAUACCCCAUUCACACCAAGGCUUAAACAUGUUUUAAAGUGGUUUAACUAAACAGGCUAAAACUAAUACCCCAUUCACACCUAGGCUUAAACAUGUUUUAAAGUGGUUUAACUAAACAGGCUAAAACUAAUACCCCAUUCACACCAAGGCUUAAACAUGUUUUAAAGUGGUUUAUCUAACAGGCUAAAACUAAUGCCCCAUUCACACCAAGGCUUAAACAUGUUUUAAAGUGGUUUAUCUAAACAGG
Actinia tenebrosa (Australian red waratah sea anemone) is the source of this 3820-nucleotide messenger RNA. Its product is annotated as polycomb protein SUZ12. Gene Ontology annotation, cellular component: ESC/E(Z) complex; nucleus; RSC-type complex. NCBI's taxonomy places the organism in Eukaryota, Metazoa, Cnidaria, Anthozoa, Actiniaria, Actiniidae. The record is from RefSeq and is a predicted model, not a curated record. Gene Ontology annotation, molecular function: chromatin DNA binding.